Molecule: messenger RNA, 2184 nt
Organism: Osmerus eperlanus (European smelt)
Lineage: Eukaryota; Metazoa; Chordata; Actinopteri; Osmeriformes; Osmeridae
Exons: 4
Coding region: 915-1592 (225 amino acids)
Source: RefSeq, a predicted model, not a curated record
AACUUUACCUAGAACGAGAAAAAUCUAACGGUAUGUCAAUGGUAAGUUCGCAAAGAGAAUCCAAGUGUUUACCAAUGUUUACCUUACCUCAAAAAUCUAUAACUUUUGCCAACUUCGUGCGUUUAUAUCUUCGACGACCUGCUUCAAUUAGUGUUAGUCUGGUGGCACAAUGAUGCUCUGUGUCGACGUUGCCGUUGGUAAGGUAAAGAGCGACGAGGGAGAGUCAUAUGACGUAUUUUCCUGUCAAACGGAUACCUAGACAAAAAAUUUGGGCGCGACAUUCAAGGAAAUCCGGAUCAGAGACAAAUAGGUUUUUGGUUUCGAAAUUACUGUUUCAAUGGCAGGGUUAUUCCAAGCACUUAAAAAAAAUAUAAGGCAUUCUGAUACAAAGAGGAACAAAAGAAAAAUUGUUAAAUGGAUGCAGAAAUGGGGCAUACUGAAGAGGAGGAUGAAGUGUGCAAAAUGUAAUCAAAGCAUGCAUUUGGUGAAAUGCAAUCGCAACGAUGGGUUGCGGUGGUAAGUUAAGCAUGUCUAUAAUUUACGUUAGCUUGCUAGAUUUACAGGUAGCCUACUUAUUGUAAUCAAAAGUAUAACGUAAUCAAAAGUAUAAUAAUAAUAAUUAUUAUUUAUUUUUUACUAAUGCUGCCUACUUGUGUAACUCAAAAUGCUAGUUGAUUAUGGAGCCUGAAAGUCUGAAAUUGGCAUUAUGCUAGGCCUACUGUAUAAUGUGGACAGUAACGACACGACCGUAUGUUCUAGAAAAUAUAUUUGAUCUUUGUAUAUUUGAUAUUUAACAUAAUUGAACCUUCUUUUCCCUCAGGGUCUGUAAGCGUCACAAAAGUUAUCCACUGUCUGUGCGCAAUGGCUCAAUAUUCACCAAGUCUCACACCCCUUUGGCGAAAUGGCUUGAGUUCAUGCUCAGGUUUGCACAAGGUUUGCAGUUGAAGCAGCUUGACAUGAUCUCUGAGGGGAUAGCAGCAAGCUCCAAGACACUGACAAGAAUGACUAAAGUACUCAGAAAGGUGUGUGUUGCUGCCCUCAAGCGAAUGAAAAAGAGAGGAAUGAGAAUUGGUGGUCGUCAUCGAUUUGUUGUCAUCGACGAGAGCAAAUUUGCCCACAAACGAAAGUACCAUCGUGGCCGAUGUGGCAACACUUGGCGCCGUGAACGCCAGUGGGUCUUCGGGAUGCUGGAGGUUGAUGGUCCUUCCAGAAGACCCAUUCUGAGACUCGUCAGGGACCGCUCAAGGCAAACCCUUACAGGCCACAUCCGACGACACAUCAGGCCCAGAACACCCAUCCUCACAGAUGAAUGGCAUGCCUAUAAGGGGCAGCUUUCCCAGUACGGAUUUAGCCAAUAUUCUGUCUGCCAUAAAAGGAACUUUGUUGACCCUGACACAGGUGCUCACACUCAGCAUAUUGAGCGUGCGUGGCAGAAAUACAAACUGGAAAUAUGGCGUCAUAGAGGUAAUCGCACUCCGGAGUCACUGAAGAUUCACCUUAAAAUGAUAGAGUGGCACCACUGGUUAGGGACACACCAUCAUAAUGGUGUCUUGGGCAGACUUUUCCAUGACGUGAAAAAACAAGUCGGGUAAGCGUAGGCCUAGAGGUUCUGUUUGAGUUGUUGGGUUUGGUUUUAGUUUGCUUAAAUUUGGUAAUUAUGUUUGCCAGCCAUUCUGGCAUGGCCCACAUUCUAUUAUUUUUUUAUCGGUAAUGUAGCUUCAGCAUACCUGAAGCCAGCAUGUAUGUUUAAAUGUAUAUUGAUUUCUGGACAUCUUUGAGACCCUGCUCGCUGGAGACAAAAAAAGUGAGAAGAUCUCUGCGUUUGCAGAGCGCUGCAGGAGGGCUGUAACAAGAGAUGGCUGAAAUGAUCACAACAAAAAAGAAAAGUGGAAAACUGCUUCCAAUAAUGUACAAGUACACUUAAAAACCUUUGAUAGAACAUGGUCCUCCUGUUUUUGUGUGCUUUUUUGUUGUUAGGGUUAAUGAAUACAUGUAAAAGUGUCUGCUAAAUGAUAAGUGUUGUUAAAAAAUAUUACGUACAAAAAGUAAGUUAGGACAAUAUUGGAACCCUGUUUGAGGAAAGCAGGUUAGUUUGCUUAAAUUUGUUACCGGUACAAUCUAUUUGUUCUGGUCCUUUUAUAUUGUGCAAAAAGUUUAUUGCAUUAAAGGAAAUCUCUUGUAUUU